GAACUUCUCCUCGUAUCAAAUUGCUUCAUUUCAUUGUUCUCUCCCCUUCAAUGCUUGCUUACUGAAUACUGAUAGCUAUCUUAGAAAGAAAAUUUUAAGAAAUUAGGGUUCUGUUUGAUAAUACUAAUAAUCUUAUACCUUUCUUAGUGCCUUCGUGCUCGAUCAUGUCAUCCCCUGAUGAUAAACCACCACAGGAGGAGGACACGAUUUCAAAGGAAAACCCAAGAAUGGGACGCUGGGGCACAACAACCUUGCUCGGGGUAUUUGCUGGCUUGCUAUACGGAGGGAGCAAGGAGGCUUCUGCAUCUGUUAGCAAGGAUGCAGAGGUGAUGUUAAAGCUUGGAAGCACACCAGACAAGCGUGAGCAGUACAGAUUAAUGAGAGAUGCAAUGGAGAAGAGGUUUGUCCGGGUGGCACGUGGUUCGAUAGUGGGUGGUGUCCGGCUAGGGUUGUUUACUUCUGCUUUUAUUGGCUUACAGAACCUUCUCGCUGAUAAGCGGGGUGUGGAUGAUGUAUUCAACAUUGCUGGAGCUGGAUCCGCCACCGCUGCACUAUUUGGGCUUAUAUUGCCAGGUUCUGCCAUGUGGAGAGCUAGGAAUGUCUUGCUUGGUUCUGUCCUGGGAGCUGGAAUUUGUUUUCCUCUAGGUUGGGUACAGUUAAAACUUCAACAGAAGGCAAAUGAAGAGAUUGCAAGUGCUAAAUUAUCAUCCGACUCGAAUGAAGCAGGGGAGAUGAGUGGAGUUGGCGCUGCAAUAAAGAGGCUGGAAACAAAUCUUCAGAAAGAAAAAUCGUAGUUUAGAAUACUGGAUUUCAACAUGUGGAAGCAAUAGGGAAGAUCUUUGAUGAAUGCUCCUCAUUGUAAGUCUGGUUCCUUGCCAACAAGCAACUUGCAGAAAUAGCAAGAUUCUCCAGUUAGAUGUACUAUUGUGCACCUACAAAUACCUUUCAAUCAAUUCACCUAAACAUGGUCAUACUUGUUCGUCCUUGUAAGGUCGUUUUGUGGUUGAUAAAAUCAGUGACUGCUUCAACAAUUUAAGCCUUGAUGGAGCCUAGAGGGCAGAGGCCAAUUGUAUGCCAGUUAACUGUUAUUUAUUUGUCAGGAGACUGAUCCAUGUAAUAUUGCACCCGUUCUUUUCGAGUUAAAUAAGAAGGGUCUUUUGAAAAUUUUUUAAAA
Messenger RNA from Asparagus officinalis (garden asparagus), 1174 nucleotides. RefSeq lists its product as uncharacterized. Gene Ontology annotation, cellular component: mitochondrion. The coding region runs from base 165 to 794 and encodes 209 amino acids. The record is from RefSeq and is a predicted model, not a curated record. The transcript has 6 exons. Lineage: Eukaryota; Viridiplantae; Streptophyta; Magnoliopsida; Asparagales; Asparagaceae.